This is a messenger RNA of Fragaria vesca subsp. vesca, 616 nucleotides long. RefSeq names its product pre-mRNA branch site p14-like protein-like. NCBI's taxonomy places the organism in Eukaryota, Viridiplantae, Streptophyta, Magnoliopsida, Rosales, Rosaceae. The transcript has a single exon. Gene Ontology annotation, molecular function: RNA binding. The record is from RefSeq and is a predicted model, not a curated record. Gene Ontology annotation, cellular component: U2 snRNP; precatalytic spliceosome; catalytic step 2 spliceosome. Bases 77 to 451 code for a protein of 124 amino acids. Gene Ontology annotation, biological process: mRNA splicing, via spliceosome.
GAAAAAAAAAAUCUGAGAACCAAACAAACAACUCAGCUCUGCAAAUUUUCUCCCCCAAAACCUAAAGAGAGCUCCGAUGGCCGCAAUCAGUCUCCGGAAGGGAAACACCCGCCUGCCGCCGGAAGUCAACCGCGUCCUGUACGUGCGGAACCUUCCGUUCAACAUCUCGAGCGAGGAGAUGUACGACAUCUUCGGGAAAUACGGUGCGAUACGGCAGAUACGUAUAGGGACGAACAAGGAUACGAGAGGGACGGCGUACGUGGUGUACGAGGACAUCUACGACGCGAAGACGGCGGUGGAUCAUCUCUCCGGGUUCAACGUGGCCAACAGGUACCUGAUAGUGCUGUAUUACCAGCAGGCCAAGAUGGGCAAGAGGUUCGAUCAGAAGAAGAAGGAGGAUGAGAUCGCUAAGAUGCAGGAGAAGUACGGCGUCUCCACCAAAGAUAAGUGAUUCUGAUUUUCUAGGGUUUCGAAAUUUUAAGGAUUUAUCGAAAUGUAGUUUGUUGAGGAUUAUGUGUGUAAUGUGAUAUUUGGAGUUUGGAUAGAGUUGAUUAUGUAAAAUUUGUUCUUUGUGCCAGUAAUCUAUUGUUUGGUAAUACUGAUUAGAGUUUAGGAU